AUGAGUUCUGUCAACUCGGCAACUGUUCUCCUAAACAGGGUGCUGUCACUCAAAGAGGUUUCACCACUGCUGCUGGUGUUGGAUUCGGUCAUCCAAUCGAGCUACUACUUCCAGCAAGAGCUCAUACACAAGGCGAAAAAUGAGUCCGUUCCUAUCACAUACUUAUCCUUCGAGACUCUCAAUCGACCCGAAGUGGACGAGUUCGUGCUUUGCGACGAACUAUCUCCCGAGCAGAUUAUUGCUAAAGUUGGUAAGAAUUCGAAACAGUUAGUGAUUGUCGAUUCGAUCAACUAUAUUCCUGAAAAUCAGCUCAACAGUUUUCUACGUGGGAUAAUAUCGCCUACUACAGUCCUCUGUGCGACUUACCAUACCUCAAUUCCACAGGUAUCGGUGCCCGGUGCUCAGAACAAGCCUACCGCUGUUCAGCGGCUGCUGUUCAUGGCAACAACAAUUUUCGAGCUAAGGCCUGCAAACUCACCUCUUACAGACGAGGAACUGGAAGUUGCGUCUCACAAGUUAGAGCUUCCUAUUGGGAUAUCAAACAAGCCCACUUUCGAGGCCAAGAUGACCUAUCGAAGGAAAUCUGGCCGCGCUUUGGAGUAUGCAUUUACUAUAAACACAUUGACUCACGAAUACCAGGUCAAGCAGGAAAACGUUGCCGAAGGAGACGAUGCCGAGCUGCUGGAGAAUCUCACAACUUUCAACUUGACUACCACGCAGAGACAGAAGCUGGCUCGCGAACAAGUGGAGCUCCCUUUCUUGCAGGCCCAGCAGUCUUUGGGAGCCGUGGGAGGCGCCAUCGUUUACGAGUUCGAAAAAGAUGACGAUUACGAUGAGGAUGAUCCUUAUGAAGAUCCAUUCUAG
Ogataea haglerorum is the source of this 864-nucleotide messenger RNA. RefSeq lists its product as uncharacterized. The record is from RefSeq and is a predicted model, not a curated record. The transcript has a single exon. The coding region runs from base 1 to 864 and encodes 287 amino acids. Gene Ontology annotation, biological process: tRNA wobble uridine modification. Gene Ontology annotation, cellular component: nucleus; elongator holoenzyme complex; cytosol. Gene Ontology annotation, molecular function: tRNA binding. Lineage: Eukaryota; Fungi; Ascomycota; Pichiomycetes; Pichiales; Pichiaceae.